Messenger RNA from Marchantia polymorpha subsp. ruderalis, 1614 nucleotides. Lineage: Eukaryota; Viridiplantae; Streptophyta; Marchantiopsida; Marchantiales; Marchantiaceae. The record is from the annotation of a GenBank genome assembly.
GAUCACAGGAUGCGAGUGCUUGUGAGCAUCCCGCUGCUCUCGUCGAUACUGAACGACUGAUGUCAAGAGUCGCUGUCGUCGGAGGUUGAAAAUUCGGACUUCACAGUUCGGACGACGGGCGGGGAUUCCUUCGUCUCAAGCUCGGGGGUGGUGUUCGGAAGUGAAGGCGAGUGGAUUGAUCGAGUGAGAUACUGAGGUCUGAGAGAAGUCCAGCAUGAAGCUGGGCGUGCGCGUCCUCGUGGUGUAUGCGGCCCUUCUGCUGCAAGUAGCCGUGUCUUCGAGAGCGCAAGAGUACACUCAAACGAAUGGAUCAUACACCACGUCGUUAACGAGUUCGUGUUUCGGAGGAAACUACGGCAUGUGGGGGACGGAUAGGAGUCUGGCAGUCGGAGUGAGCCCUGCGCUCUUCAAGGUUGCCAAAAAUGGCCGCUCGGACUCUUGUGGGCAGAAAAUGGAGGUUCUGUGUCUCAGUCCCCAGUCCAGGUGCCGAACUGGGAAUCCGAUCCUAAACGUCACAGUAGUCGACCAGUGUAUCAACUGCGACGAUAAUAUGCUAAGGCUAUCACUCACAGCUUACAACAAGCUUGCCAAAGCUGAUUUGGAUUUCGUGAUUCUUGGCUUCAGAUACGUAUAGACGGUUCAGACGAGAGACGACCGGAUUCGAAUGUAAAGACCCGGAGCGAGAAUUGACACGGAGCGGAAUUUACCGAAUUCACCUCUCCAACUAGACAUUCUCACAUGUGCGCAGGAGCGUCACGCCGCCCGCUUUUGACAUUUUGUCGCCCUACUUCUUUGGUCCAUGAUAUUGUUCUCUCGACGGUCCACUUGUUUGCGAGAUACCGAUUGUGCCAAAUAGAAGCAGGCUGCCGAUCAGUUGUCUUCGUUGGAAGCUGGACAAUCAUGACACAGCACAAUCUGAUGAUCAAAGAAUGAAUCCGGUGAACGAUAUGGUUGGAUCUCCAGUAUUUUCAGUCACAGCCGGGGUACCUGUCUUCUGUUGUCUUCUUCAAACUAGUCUCCAUGUCUGUCAUGCUUCCCUGUCCAGUCACUGGCCUGAAAGCUCGAGUUAGCUUGCGUGGACAUGUACGAGCCACCUUGGACACACAUGCAGCCUGAUUUUCGUUAACCCUCGUCAGCAGCUCGGAGUGGUUCUAGUGGAUCGUGUUACUUUGUGAUCGUGUUAGUUAAUGGUGAAACGGGGUGAAGAGGCAACAGUUUUGUUCUCAUUAUGUGCAGUGUGUGUCUCUCGAGGUGGUGCGUCGGUGCGAUGCCUACCUACCUUCCUACCUUGUACUAUGCAGACGGACCAGUCAUUCAGAGUAAUGAGGAAACUCAGAUGGACAUACGGACACGGGCUGUAUGCUUACGUGGAAAUUCACGCCGUCACGAAGAGAGUGUGACCGACGCGAGCAGAAGGCAUGAAUGGAAUCGCUGUGCUCGUCGGUUCCACAAUAAUGCAGGCUGAUUGUUAUGGAAAAUGUUCAUCCGAGGUGUCGACAGAUUUUUUUGUAUCUCUGUGAUAAAUUGUAAGUUAUUACAAGUGAUUAACGACAGUUAUCUCAAUAAUCAAAACGAACGCUGGAUAUUAAUGCCAAGAGUGAGAACAGUUCUGAC